Messenger RNA from Salvelinus fontinalis (brook trout), 1808 nucleotides. Its product is annotated as 4-galactosyl-N-acetylglucosaminide 3-alpha-L-fucosyltransferase 9-like. The transcript is spliced from 2 exons. Bases 131 to 1168 code for a protein of 345 amino acids. NCBI's taxonomy places the organism in Eukaryota, Metazoa, Chordata, Actinopteri, Salmoniformes, Salmonidae. The record is from RefSeq and is a predicted model, not a curated record. Gene Ontology annotation, molecular function: alpha-(1->3)-fucosyltransferase activity. Gene Ontology annotation, cellular component: membrane.
UUCUCACUCAAGGAUGUGGAGGCACAUGAGUGCAAUGUGACUCAGCUAGGUGUCAGGUGUGGCUUUAAGUCAAAGCUAGCAACAUCAUUCUGUUUCAGUUCAAAGUCAAAUCUCAAAGCUAGCAGGCCAAAUGACGUGUCUUGGACCAAUUGGGCACCGGCGCCUGAUGGGCAUUCUCCUGCUGGGCUGCUUGCUGACCUGUCUACUGUACCGACCUGCUAUCACCUGGCUCCCUGUCCUGGCCAAGCACUUCCAGGCAGAGCACAAACAGGACGUUACCGUGCUGGUCUGGCACUGGCCCUUUGACCAUCCCUUCAAACUGAACUCCUGCAGGUCCUUGUACAACAUCGAAGGCUGUCACCUGACGGCGGACAGAGAGCUGUACAGUCAAGCGGAUGCAGUUCUCAUCCACCACAGAGAGAUCGAAGAGGAUUUAUCCAACCUGCCCCAAGAACCACGGCCCUCCUUCCAGAAGUGGGUGUGGAUGAAUUUCGAAUCCCCGGCACACACCAAUAGAAUACCUGGCUUGGAAAAUCUGUUUAAUGUGACUUUGAACUACAGGCAGGAUGCAGACAUCAACUUGCCUUAUGGAUCUCUCGUCCCUCGGACUAAAGAGACGGAGGAGUUUGUCCCGCAUAAAAACCGACUGGUCUGUUGGAUCGUUAGCAACUGGAACCCAAAACACAAGAGGACUUGGUACUACAUGGAGCUGCGCAAAUUCAUCAGGAUUCACACCUACGGGGACCCUUUCAACAAAAAGGUAUCUCUUAGUGAAUACAGAAUGAUCGUGGCCAGCUGUAAAUUCUACCUGUCUUUUGAGAACUCCGUCCAUAAGGACUACAUUACAGAAAAACUUUAUAACGCUCUCAAGUUGGGCGCUGUUCCAGUGGUCAUGGGCCCGACAAGAGGGAACUAUGAGAAGUUCAUCCCUGGAGAUUCCUUCAUCCAUGUGGAUGACUUCCGCUCGCCCAGAGCCCUGGCCAAACACCUCCUCUUCUUGGACGAGAAUGAGGAGAUGUACCGUAAAUACUUCAAGUGGCAGAGGAUCCACACAGUCCGCAUCAACAGCUUCCCCAUUCAGAAUGCCUGCAACAGCUGUGAGUACAUCAGAGGCCACCCUGAGAAUCGGAUGGUUGCUGAGCUCUAUAAAUGGUUCUGGGAGGAGUGAUGCUGAGACACUUGGAGCAAAUCUACUACAAAUAAACAAUAUCCACUUCUACAUAGUCAGGGAUGGGGGGGAACUGAGCAAAAUGUAUCUUUUACACAAUGGCAGAAGUGCCAAAAAUUAUAUUUAAUUAAAGUACUUUCACCGAACGUUCCCCACUUGAACAAUUAAUGGGGCGUUACAAGUCAUUUUAAUAUUUUUUACUUUUCUUCUGUCUUUUGCUACUGCUCUAUCACAUGUUAACUGAUGUAAACAGUGUGGUGGUGACAACCAACGCUAUCUGCCUGUUUACUAUUGGGUCGUUCCACUAAUGUUGAAACUAUUCCUUUUUGUUAAAUAGAACAUCUAAUAGGUCAAAUCAUAGAGUAAAAGCAGAUUAGCUGGUUCUCUUUUUGGCUGUUUCGUGGUGAAAAAACUGAGCGGGUCGGGCAGAACACGUCAACCGUGUUACUCAUAGAGAGACAGGCUUUCAUUCAAUUGCCAUUCCUUUUUGCAACAACCUUCCAUUCCCCUGUCACAAGUGGAUGUAUGGCUUAUUUAAGAAAAAAUCAUCAGCCCUUUUACUUUUUUGACAUUUAAUAGGCCCUUAAUAUAGUCUUUCAUUUUUUUGAGAUGAGGGAAAAUGUUUUUUUUUAUAGUUGAA